Oryza sativa Japonica Group (Japanese rice) is the source of this 2094-nucleotide messenger RNA. RefSeq lists its product as uncharacterized. NCBI's taxonomy places the organism in Eukaryota, Viridiplantae, Streptophyta, Magnoliopsida, Poales, Poaceae. Gene Ontology annotation, molecular function: protein binding. The record is from RefSeq and is a predicted model, not a curated record. Gene Ontology annotation, biological process: protein ubiquitination; positive regulation of protein catabolic process.
GUCCACCAUCCCCAGUUCCCCAUCACAAAUAUCUUCCCAUAAAGAAACCCUAGGUGCUCAUUCCACCGCCAUCGCCUCCGGCGAACUCUCCACCGCCCCCUUUCCUACAUCCCACCACUAUUUUAUAAGCCAGCCCUUCAUCUCAUCUGGAGAUCUGGUUCUACUCAUCCAGGAAAGCCCCAAUCUUUAUCAUAGCAAGGAGGUCAUGUCGGAAUCGGCCCUCGACAAACAUAUAGUGGUGAAAAUUCCCGAUCAUGUUCUGCCAGAUGCUUUCAUAGGAGAAAGUGUUGGUAAAGGUAAAGAAGAUGGAGCAACCGUAGAUAACAUGGACCCGUCCCGCCCUUUUCUAGUUAUCAAGAAGUCUGAUUUGGAUAAGGCUGAUGAGUGGGUUAAAAUAAAAUAUGCUUGGAUGGCCAAGUCCUUAACAAAUGAUAUAAUCAUCCCAGACCCUACCCCUCAGGUGGUGCGGGAUGCCUUCUUUGAUAUAUCUCCCCGCUUGGACUCCGUCUUGAGAAAGGACAGUGUCCGGUGCUUCUUCCGUUUGUUCGCGGAAUGUACUGCGGCCAUGGCAUUUAAGUGUAACAUCACCUCAGAAACCUUAUCCUGCAUUGUCAGGCAUAAUGCCUUGCGAUGUGCGAAAACUGUAUUGGAGGGCAAGGCACCUCAGCUCAGUUGUAUGCAUGCCAAUCCAAACUGCAUUAACCCAUAUGGAAUUUUUCCACUCCAUGAAGCUGCUGAACGGUUCUCUGUUGACAUGAUCAAGUUGCUGUUCUGCCAUGGUGCUUCAGCCAAUUUACACACAGUCAAUGAUGCUGGCAUUCCCGGACUACUCCCGCUCCAUGUUGCAGUUGGAAAUACUUGCUUGCAUAAAUAUCUGGAGGACAAUCUAUCUCCUGUGCAGUAUCAUGAGGAUUAUAUCUACAAGCUCAUUCAUCUGCUGUGUCUACCUGAGAUGAAGGUUUUUUUGGAUACAGUUAGACUGCUUGCUGAAAAAACAGAUAAUCUAGCUGAUGAGCUCUGGAAUUACAUGAAGAAUGACAAGCUUGUAGAAUCCGCAGUUUUACUCCUGGCAGCCCGAAAACAUAUCCGUGAGGGCAAACCUGAUGGGUUCGACAUUAUCGCGCAACGUAUAUAUGAGGACUAUGAUUCCCUAGUGUGUGAUAAAGGUGAUACUGCAGAGGGGCAGAAGCUGCUGGAGGAAAGAAGAGCACUUUUGAAAUGUAAAUGUCUGAUUGUCACUAUAAUUUCGCAAGCUGGUGAGGUUUUGGAUAACUACAUUCAAGCACAUUCAGAGGUGCCCAAUGUGGAGGUCCUUGCGCGUGUUUCAUAUAUUCUUAAGGAAUUCGGGUUUUGCCCUAACGAAGAAUACAUUGACACCAUGAUCCUCUGUCCAUAUAACAAGAUUUCUUACAGCGACAUAGUUCACAAAGAUGUAACCAAGGCUGUUGCACAAAUGUCUACUUCUCUGCCUGCUGCAGAAAAAAAGGCUGCGAGAAAAAAGGCACUUAAAGGAUGGGAUCCAACAUUCAUAAAGAGAAAUUUUUUCCCCUACUGGAGAUCAGUAUUAGGGGCCCAGCUGUCUGUAUCCAAUGGAGCAGCAGAUGAGAAGUCAAUGCUUCAUCGUCCACAGUUCCGUAAUUCAGUAGUGAGUAACGAGUCUUCGAGUCUGAACCAUAAUAUUAGUUUCUUGGGAAGAAUUCAGCAACUGAGUGGUACUCAUGAAUCGAGAAGGUACAGUACUGCUGCAUUCAGAAUGCUCACGAAGGUGCUAAAGACAUGAGCAAAAAGGUGCCUAGUGGCAUGUUGCUGUUGAUAACCAUAGGUCUGCAAAGUAUUAUGCUGCGCACGUCUUUUGCGGACACCUUAAGAAGGUUGCGAAUAUACAUGUGACCACCAAAACCUUGUUCAAAGUGAUGCUAAGUACUUUAAAUUAUGAUGAAAUGCAACAUGCCGUGUGUUGUAUUCGGCUUGAACCCUCGACCCGCGAGAUGUGGACAUGCGUGCCAGCAUGUUGUACUUGUACCAGGUUCAACGUUAGCUUGAACACUGAACAAGUUAAAUGUGUUGCAAAAUGCCAUUUUUCUUUAUCAGCAA